AUCUCUUUGCGUGAUCUCAUCCGUACCUCCCUCAUCUCUCUCUUUGCCAACAUGCCCAGUCCAAUCCUCUUCGCAAGUGUUGGCGACAUAUCCGACGAAGCGGAUCGAAUGGACGAUAACGACCUUUGUGAAGAGCUCCUCCGUGUAGCGACCUACAGCUCAGAGAAAUUUGCCACACCACUACACGUAUGUGCGGUGCAUGUUCAUACAGAUAACAUCAAUAGCCUACUCACCAGCCACGCCCACCUUCUGUAUCCCUGUGACACCCCGCACACCAGCAGCAAUCAUAGUCCUUGCCACAACCAUCCUACCAGCUGGCUGAAUGCGCUGCACAUCGUCGAUUAGUGAUGCAACGUGCAAGCGUAAUGCAUUUGUGUUUCUCGCGUAUUGCGCGAUGCCAAAGGCUGUUGAGUGGUUGAUUAGCGGACACAGGAGCACAAGUUCUCAAAAACAUGACUUCAUCCUGAAACGUAUUCUUUACAAGCUUUUUCACAUCGAAGAGGCACUCGAAGCGAUCGCCCGCGACAUUUAAACCAAGUAUAAGGCCCUCGCUGGCCUCCGUGCAGAGCAUUAAGCCUUCAGCCGUGCCGUACUCAUACAUUGGU
Molecule: messenger RNA, 605 nt
Organism: Suillus clintonianus
Lineage: Eukaryota; Fungi; Basidiomycota; Agaricomycetes; Boletales; Suillaceae
Exons: 2
Coding region: 52-345 (97 amino acids)
Source: RefSeq, a predicted model, not a curated record